GCGUUACAAGCGGGCUCUUCUCUGCCUUGCAGGGGUGGCCGUCCGGCGGGAGGGAGCCCUGAACCGAGCCCUCGGCCAGGGAAGGAGCGAAAAUGGACAUCUCGCAGCUUCCCAGUGCACGUAUUUUCCUUUGUCAGGAUACGGGGCUUUUGCUGAUCCUGAUGGAAGUUGUGCUGUCAGCCGUCAAAGUGGACGCUGGUGGAAAGAAAUACACAGGACCGUGCGGAGGCAGAGACUGCAGUGGAGGAUGUCAGUGUUUCCCUGAAAAAGGAAGCCGCGGCCAGCCAGGACUCCUUGGAUCACAGGGAUUCACUGGACCACCAGGAUUGAUGGGGAUCCCAGGAGUGCAAGGUCCCAAAGGUCACAAAGGUGAAAGAGGAUACCCAGGAAUAACUGGACCUAAAGGAGAAGUGGGACAAAGAGGAGUCACUGGAUUCCCCGGGGCAGAUGGCAUUCCUGGUCAUCCAGGCCAGCCAGGACCAAGGGGGAAACCAGGUCAUGACGGCUGUAAUGGGACAGCAGGUGACCCUGGUGACUUUGGAAUUCCUGGAGUCUCUGGUUUCCCUGGUAGCAUUGGAGUCCAGGGGCCCAAGGGCCAGAAGGGAGAGCCGUACAUCGUAGCCCCGGAGAUCAUCAGCCGACACAGGGGAGAUCCUGGGGAUUCAGGGUUCAUCGGUUUUCCAGGACCUCCAGGUACGCUGGGUAUUCAAGGACCUAUUGGUCCAAGAGGACAGCGGGGAAGACCAGGACCACCAGGACCCCCAGGGCCCCCAGGACCACAAGGCAACAGGGGCCUUGGCUUCUAUGGAGAAAAAGGUGAACAGGGCCCCCCAGGUCCUCCAGGUCCACCAGGGCUUCCUACAAGAGAACUGAUGGGUGUCCCCUCUGACAAGCACAAGGGUGAAAGAGGAGACCCUGGACCAAGAGGGGAAGCUGGAAUUCCAGGUGUGCUUCUCUUUCCUCUCGAAAAAGGUGAAGAAGGGGUAAUGGGCUACCCAGGACAAAGGGGACUGCCUGGCAUCAGUGGUUUUCCAGGACUCAGUGGAGAAAGAGGUUUUCCAGGAUUUGAUGGUCCACCUGGUGGCCAUGGUCCCAGAGGAAGCAAGGGGGAGCUGGGCGAGAUGGGUCCUCCAGGGCCAGAUUCCUAUUUUCCUUCCCGCAUCCCAAGGAAAGGUGUAAGAGGUGAUCCAGGCUUCCCAGGUGUUUCUGGAUUCCCAGGAGACCGAGGAGAUGAGGGUGAUCGUGGAUUGCCUGGUCUUCCUGGAUUUUCUGAUGCGGAUGGGGAUAAGCCAGGCUUACCUGGAGAAAUGGGACCAAAAGGUGAAAAGGGUGAAAUAGGAUCUCCUGCUUAUUUUCCGGGACCGCCUGGGCUUCCUGGUAAGGAUGGCUCGCCAGGAAUUCGUGGUCCACCUGGUCCUGCUGGAGCCCCUGGUCCUCUCUUUGGAUUAAAAGGACGAGAGGGAACACCAGGUAGAUUUGGUACACAAGGUUUCCCUGGGCCAAGAGGACAAAAAGGACCUAAAGGUGAAGAAGGGGAUUGCACGACAUGCCUUUUGACUGAGGAACUCAGAAGGGGCCCUACUGGUCCCCGUGGCCCUCCUGGCUUUCCAGGAACCUCUGGCCAGCCUGGAAGGAAAGGAGAACCUGGUGAUCAAGGACAACAUGGUCUUCCUGGCUUCCCUGGAGCAAAAGGAUUUUCGGGUCCAGCUGGAUUUCCUGGACGGAAAGGCGAAAAAGGAGACUCUUUACACAUAACUACGAAAGGCACCAAAGGAAUCCGAGGAGAUCCUGGGCUGCCUGGAAUCAGUGGUGAAGAUGGUUUCCCAGGCAGAGAUGGAUUAGAUGGUUUGCCAGGACAGCCUGGCCUUCCGGGUGAUGCUAUCAGAGGUUUCCCUGGUGAUCCUGGUUAUCCAGGUGAAUUAGGUCCAAAGGGCUUUCCAGGAGAAGCAGGCCUGCCAGGUGAAGGAUUUCCAGGUCCAAAAGGGUUCCGGGGUCCUCCAGGUGACCAAGGACAAUCUGGAAACCCAGGAGCUCCAGGUCUGCCUGGUCUGCCAGGGGAGCCUGGCCAACUAGACUGUGGGCAGGUCACUGAAGACUUUCCUAGAGGAGAUGCAACCGAACCAAUAUGGUCAGGUGCAGGCUGUGUAAGGCCACCAAAGGGAUCCCAAGGAAGGCCAGGAGUGCCAGGAGCCACAGGUGCAAAAGGUGCAAGAGGAUUCCCAGGUGAUCCAGGUCCAAUGGGUUUCCCAGGGCUAAAUGGUACACGAGGUGAUCCAGGUCGGGAAGGAUUUCCAGGUCCUCCAGGUUUUACUGGACCCAGGGGAGACAGAGGCCCAAAUGGUCUACCUGGACUGCAGGGACACCCAGGCCUUACAGGAAAAUCGGGAGCUCCGGGAGCACCAGGACCGAAGGGCCUUCCUGGUGACGUUUUAGGAGCAGCAGCAGGUUCCCGGGGGGAUGCCGGCCUGCCUGGCUUCCCAGGGCUGAAAGGUGCCCCAGGAGAUCAAGGAGUACCAGGAGCUAGAGGAGCCGAUGGUAGCCCAGGUUUGCCAGGAGCCAAAGGAGAUCCAGGGCCACAAGGUCUCCCUGGUUUGAUGGGAUUACCAGGAAUACCAGGAACACAAGGAUUCCCUGGUCCACCAGGAAACCGUGGGCCAGAUGGUGGGCCUGGCUCCCAAGGACCUCUUGGUCCACCUGGUGCUAGGGGAGAAGAUGGUGAGCAAGGUUUUCCUGGCCCCGUGGGCCUGAAAGGUCUGUCUGGUGACAAAGGUGACAUGGGUCUCACAGGAUUACCAGGUAUACGUGGUGUGACUGGUCCCCCUGGCAUAAGUGGAAUGGAUGGCUUUCCAGGAGAUAAAGGCUUGAAAGGUUCACCUGGCAUUGAUGGUUUCAAAGGCAUGACAGGCCUAAAAGGAAGACCAGGCAUCAAAGGAAUCAAAGGAGAAUUUGGCCCACUUGGGGCUCGGGGAGAUAAAGGCUCACAGGGUGCACGUGGCUUCAAAGGUGACCGUGGGGAUCAAGGCCCCCCAGGAGAGCCUCCAAAGCUCAUGCCCAGCAUGAUGAUGGAAGUUAAAGGUGAAAAAGGAGAUGCUGGAGAAAGGGGCACGAAGGGAUUAUUUGGCUUGAAAGGUAGCAAGGGGAUGCCAGGCCUUCCUGGAAAGACAGGAACCCCAGGAUCCCCUGGGUAUCCCAGCUACGUGGCUGGUGUGAAAGGAGACAUUGGCGCGAAAGGGCUGACAGGUGUGAAAGGGUAUCCUGGUCCCGCUGGUUCUCCUGGCAUCAGAGGCUUCCCUGGCACCACAGGAGUCAGAGGAGAAAAGGGCAUUCCAGGGAUUUCAGGCCAUUUUGGUACUCCUGGCACACAUGGAGAAAUAGGUGAUCGGGGAGAUACUAUAAACUUACCAGGAAUGCCAGGCCUUAAAGGGGAAGUUGGUGUGCCAGGCUUAACAGGCAUAAGAGGAGGUGUGGGACCAAAAGGAGAAGGUGGUGAUCCUGGUUUCCCAGGCAUUGAAGGCCUCAAGGGCAUACAGGGUGUCCCUGGCUCGGUGGGACAGGAAGGUUUGCCAGGACUGGUUGGCCCCCCAGGGCAGCAAGGAAGCCCUGGGACACCUGGAUUUCCAGGGGAAAAGGGAACUCCCGGCUGGCCUGGCUUACCAGGACAAGCAGGCCAGCCUGGCUUAAGAGGAAUCAGUGGACUGCAUGGCUUACCAGGCACUAAGGGCUUACCAGGAUCACCAGGUCCGGAUGGGUACGGCUCUGCCGGCUUCCCAGGUGCAGUGGGUGACAAAGGAGAAGCAGGAGAGCCAAGCAGAGUGGAAGGCAGCCGAGGACCUCCGGGCCAGAAGGGAGACAGAGGUGUUCCAGGUGUCCCAGGACCCUUUGGUAUUCCUGGGCAGGAAGGAUUUCCAGGGCCUCCUGGGAUUUCAAAUAUAUCAGGAUAUCCUGGUGAUAAAGGCUCCCGAGGUCUAGAUGGAGUGCCAGGCUAUCCAGGACCACAAGGGCAGCCUGGAAUACCUGCUCCACCUGGAAGCAAAGGAGAAAGUGGACAAACAGGUAGGACUGGAGAAAUUGGCCCAAAAGGAAGUAGAGGUGAUCCUGGAUCAGCAGGAAGACCUGGCCUGCCUGGAUUCCCUGGACCAAAAGGUCCUAGGGGUGAACAAGGUGUCAUUGGCUUCAUGGGUACAGUAGGAUUUCCAGGUGAUCUGGGACCUAUUGGACCCAAGGGAGACAGAGGAAUGACUGGCUUCCAGGGACCUCCAGGCUCUCCUGGGCUGCCCCCUCUUCCUCCAAGGCUGGUUGCUGAGCAAGGUUCACCAGGUCCCCGUGGAAGUAUAGGACCUCAGGGAAGCCCAGGAGAUUUGGGACCUCAGGGCCCACCAGGAGAUCCAGGUUUCAGGGGCUCACCUGGAGAGCCAGGACUCCAGGGCAGGGGUGGCAUUCCAGCUCCUCCUGGCUCCAGAGGGGAACAAGGAGGAAUGGGAUUUCAGGGUCCGGUGGGAUUUGAAGGUCAGCCAGGCCGCCCUGGUAGCCCUGGGCCACCAGGCAUGCCGGGUCGCAGUGUGAGCAUGGGCUACCUGCUGGUGAAGCACAGCCAGUCCGACCAAGAGCCAAUGUGCCCAGUUGGCAUGAACAAACUCUGGAGUGGAUACAGCCUACUGUAUUUUGAAGGACAAGAGAAAGCACACAACCAGGAUCUAGGGCUGGCUGGCUCAUGUCUGUCUCGUUUUAGCACCAUGCCAUUCCUCUACUGUAACCCUGGGGAUAUUUGUUACUAUGCAAGUCGAAAUGAUAAAUCCUACUGGCUCUCAACUACAGCACCUCUUCCAAUGAUGCCCGUGGCAGAAGAAGACAUUAAGCCAUAUAUCAGUCGCUGCUCCGUUUGUGAGGCCCCAGCUGUGGCAAUUGCUGUCCACAGCCAAGAAGCUUCUAUUCCUCACUGCCCUGAAGGCUGGCGCAGUCUGUGGAUUGGAUAUUCCUUCCUUAUGCACACUGCUGCUGGUGAUGAAGGUGGAGGACAGUCGCUGGUUUCUCCUGGGAGCUGCCUGGAAGAUUUCAGGGCCACUCCUUUCAUCGAAUGCAAUGGUGCACGUGGAACCUGUCACUACUUUGCAAACAAAUACAGCUUCUGGCUCACCACCAUCGACCAGCCCUUCCAGAGCAAGCCCUCGGGAGACACACUCAAGGCAGGACUCAUCCGAAGCCAUAUCAGCAGAUGUCAAGUCUGCAUGAAAAACUUAUAGAAGUCUCUCACAGCAUAAGGAACCACCUUAUCAUGUAUUUCUUACACAGAGGAGCUUCUGUGGUGGUUAGACAAUUGAAUAAAUCAUGUUGGUGCUUUUUU
Sturnus vulgaris (Common starling) is the source of this 5341-nucleotide messenger RNA. Lineage: Eukaryota; Metazoa; Chordata; Aves; Passeriformes; Sturnidae. The record is from RefSeq and is a predicted model, not a curated record.